Messenger RNA from Panthera uncia (snow leopard), 2643 nucleotides. It is a transcript of the gene P3H1, whose product is annotated as prolyl 3-hydroxylase 1. The transcript has 16 exons. Gene Ontology annotation, molecular function: iron ion binding; protein binding; procollagen-proline 3-dioxygenase activity. Gene Ontology annotation, biological process: collagen metabolic process. Gene Ontology annotation, cellular component: endoplasmic reticulum. NCBI's taxonomy places the organism in Eukaryota, Metazoa, Chordata, Mammalia, Carnivora, Felidae. The coding region runs from base 58 to 2307 and encodes 749 amino acids. The record is from RefSeq and is a predicted model, not a curated record.
GUGGGACUCCGGCCUCCGUGGCGGGUGGCAGGCUGUCCCGUUAGGUCUGAGGCGGCAAUGGCUGCACGCGCUGUGAGGCUGCUGACCACACUGCUGGCGAUUGCCGCCGCUGCCUCCCGGGCCGAGGUCGAGUCCGAGACGGGAUGGGACAUGCCUGCGCCUGAUCUGCUCUUCGCGGAGGGGACCGCGGCCUACGCGCGCGGGGACUGGGCUGGGGUGGUCCUGAGCAUGGAGCGGGCGCUUCGCUCGAGGGCCGCCCUGCGCGCCCUUCGCCUGCGCUGCCGCACCCGGUGUGCCGCCGACCUCCCGUGGGAGCUGGACCCCGACUCGUCCCCGAGCCUGGCGCAGGCCUCGGGCGCCGCCGCCCUGCACGACCUGCGCUUCUUUGGGGGCCUGCUGCGUCGUGCCGCCUGCUUGCGCCGCUGCCUCGGCCCGCCGGCCGCCCACUCGCUCAGCGAGGAGCUGGAGUUGGAGUUCCGCAAGCGGAGCCCUUACAACUACCUGCAGGUCGCCUACUUCAAGAUAAACAAGCUGGAGAAAGCAGUAGCAGCUGCACAUACCUUCUUCGUGGGCAAUCCUGAACACAUGGAGAUGCGGCAGAAUCUGGACUAUUACCAAACCAUGUCUGGGGUGAAGGAGGCUGACUUCAAGGAUCUUGAGGCCAAACCCCAUAUGCACGAGUUCCGGCUGGGAGUGCGGCUCUACUCGGAGGAGCAGCAGCACGAAGCCGUGGCUCACCUGGAGGCGGCGCUGCGCGAGUACUCGGUGGCGGACGCGGAGUGCCGCGCGCUCUGCGAGGGGCCGUACGACUAUGACGGCUACAACUACCUGGAGUACAACGCGGACCUCUUCCAGGCCAUCGCAGAUCAUUACAUCCAGGUCCUCAGCUGUAAGCAGAACUGCGUCACGGAGCUGGCUUCCCACCCAAGCCGAGAGAAGCCCUUUGAAGACUUCCUCCCAUCACAUUAUAAUUAUCUGCAGUUUGCCUACUAUAACAUUGGGAAUUAUACACAGGCUAUUGAAUGUGCCAAGACCUACCUCCUCUUCUUCCCCGACGAUGAGGUGAUGAACCAGAAUCUGGCCUACUACACAGCCAUGCUUGGAGAAGAACCAGCCAGAUCCAUUGACCCCCGUGAGGCUAGCAGGGCACCUAGGGAGAGAUGUGUCCCCGGAAGGUACUUAGUUUCUCUGCCCUGGAGUGCCCGGGAGUACCGACAGCGCAGCCUGCUGGAGAAAGAACUGCUCUUCUUCGCUUACGAUGUUUUCGGAAUUCCCUUUGUUGACCCGGAUUCAUGGACUCCAGAAGAGGUGAUUCCCAAAAGAUUGCAAGAGAAACAAAAGUCCGAAAGGGAAACAGCCGUCCGCAUCUCCCAGGAGAUCGGAAACCUCAUGAAGGAGAUUGAGACCCUGGUGGAGGAGAAGACCAAGGAGUCGCUGGAUGUGAGCAGGCUGACCCGGGAAGGUGGCCCCCUGCUCUACGAAGGCAUCAGUCUCACCAUGAACUCCAAAGUCUUGAAUGGUUCCCAGAGGGUGGUGAUGGAUGGUGUCAUCUCCGAUGAUGAGUGCCGAGAGCUGCAGAGACUUACCAACGCAGCAGCGACCUCAGGAGAUGGCUACCGGGGUCAGACCUCCCCACACACCCCCAGUGAAAAGUUCUAUGGAGUCACUGUCUUCAAGGCCCUCAAGCUGGGACAGGAAGGGAAGGUUCCCCUGCAGAGCGCCCACCUGUACUACAACGUGACCGAGAAGGUGCGGCGCGUCAUGGAGUCCUACUUCCGCCUGGACACCCCCCUCUACUUCUCCUACUCCCACCUGGUGUGCCGCACCGCCAUCGAAGAGGCACAGGCUGAGAGGAAGGACAGCAGCCACCCAGUCCACGUGGACAACUGCAUCCUGAACGCCGAGGCCCUCGUAUGCAUCAAGGAGCCCCCUGCCUACACCUUCCGGGACUACAGUGCUAUUCUUUAUCUAAAUGGAGACUUCGAUGGAGGAACCUUCUAUUUCACUGAACUAGACGCCAAGACUGUGACAGCAGAAGUACAGCCCCAGUGCGGAAGGGCUGUGGGGUUCUCUUCAGGCACCGAAAACCCGCACGGAGUGAGGGCUGUCACCAGAGGCCAGCGCUGUGCCAUCGCCCUGUGGUUCACGUUGGACGCCCGACACAGUGAGCGGGACAGGGUGCAGGCAGAUGACCUGGUGAAGAUGCUCUUCAACCCCGAAGAGAUGGUCCUCCCCCAGGAGGGGCCCCCCCAGCCGGUCGAGGAGUCUCUCUCUGGCGGUGAGGCGGGGCGCAGGGAUGAGCUCUGACAGCAUCCAGCUCACUGUGGGUGGGUGGCCAGACCCACCUGGAGUAAACGUCCUGCACCCUGGACCGGCCGGCCCCUGGGGGCUGCGGAGCAGUGAGAAGGUUCCAUCUGCUGCCCGGCCAACGGGACCCUGCUCACGGCUAUCCGCACGGUGCUACUGCUCCCCGAAGUAGACAUGGCAGGACGGCCCUCUCUCCUCUGGACCCGGCUGUGGGCUCAGGACGCAGGCCCCGAGCCGCCCCCAGAGGCCUGCACAGGCAGCCACAUGACAGCACUACGGUAUUUGAGUGUCUGUGUAGACAACCAAAGAAUAAAUGAUUUGUGGGGUUUUUUUUUU